AAGAAGAAGACUUCAGGUGGAGAAAUGGAGGAGGAUACAGAUGCACAACAGACAAAACAGGAAGUGGCUGAGGUAAGCUUGACGGAGGAAACAGGAAGAGGAAGUCCAGCCAAGAAGAAGGAGAGGAGGAAGAGGAAGAAGAAACACAAAGAGAAGUGUCUGCCAGAGCUGAGAGUGAUGCCAAAAUUGGAAUGGUUACAACUGAAGAAAGAGUAUUUAAGUCUUCAAAAGAUGAGCAUGAACAAGUUAAAAAAGACUCUGCAACACAUGAAGAAAGAAGACUUACCAAAAGAAAACACAGAUGCAGUAACGGAGGAGAUGCCAGAUAAGCCUACAGUGGAGAUGCCAGGAACUGUGGUACAUCUGACCAGUGGUUCACCAGUCUACAGGAAGCAGCUAAAGACUGACUUAGGUUCGGAAGUACAAGUGGCCUAUGUAGACGUAAGAGAAGGAGAAAAGGAGGGCUAUGUUAGAUUUAAGGAUGCCACUAGUGCUACAAAGACCGUGGAGCAUUCUUGGCCCCAAUAUCAGUUUGUUCUACUCACUGGAGCUGAUGAGGAAGCUUACUGGGACAAACUAAAGUCAGAUAAGAUGAAGAAAUAUCAAAAUAAACAGAAAAAGCAGGGGAAGAGUGGACAAAAGAAGCUAAUUGACAGAGCACAGAAACGAAACAAGGAGAACCUGGACCGAGUUCACAUUCGAUUUGGAGAGGAAAACUGAUCAUUGAAUCUACAGUUCAAACUAUACAUUGUACAUUCUGCAUUUUUUUUGUUACUAUUUAAUAGUGCUGUCAUUCAUUUACUUGCAACAUGUGAAAUAAAAUUCAUUUGAUUA
Messenger RNA from Saccostrea cuccullata (small rock oyster), 834 nucleotides. RefSeq names its product la-related protein 7-like. The transcript has 6 exons. The coding region runs from base 25 to 720 and encodes 231 amino acids. The record is from RefSeq and is a predicted model, not a curated record. Gene Ontology annotation, molecular function: RNA binding. NCBI's taxonomy places the organism in Eukaryota, Metazoa, Mollusca, Bivalvia, Ostreida, Ostreidae.